Molecule: messenger RNA, 932 nt
Organism: Monomorium pharaonis (pharaoh ant)
Lineage: Eukaryota; Metazoa; Arthropoda; Insecta; Hymenoptera; Formicidae
Product: protein KRTCAP2 homolog
Exons: 3
Coding region: 319-714 (131 amino acids)
Source: RefSeq, a predicted model, not a curated record
UUGAUGUAAUCACCAAGAAUUAUAUAAGAUUUUAUGUGACUUAUAUGUUAAUCGGAGCUUAAUCAAAAUGACAAAAAUGUCAAAAAAAAGUUAAGAGCUCCAGACCGAACUUUCAGUAAAGAACGAGUCCAACAUCUUUUAAUCGAGUGAGCAUAGACCAUCCAUGUUGCUGACGUAUAUACGUACACCGGUUAUACAAACUAUAGUUAACCUGAGUCAAUGUGCAGAUAAUUUAAAGUAAUUGGGCGAAAUUUGUGCAAUCCUCGUUAUAAGAAAAAAAGGAAUAGGGGUCUAUGAUCUCAAAUUUUCUCAGCAACAAUGGCUGUUAGCAGUGGAGUGUCGUUUAUGCUGUCGUCAAUAUUAGUAGUGUUACUGUUCUCCGGUAUGCAAAUGUACAAAGUCUGGCUGAGCUCGUCGCAGUUGGGAACAAUCUUGGGUGGACUGAUUGGAUCUUUCUUGUUCAUGUGUACAUUGACCGCAGUGGGAAAUCUUGAAAGUACUUUAUUCGGAAAGUCUUUCCAACAGAAAUUACUUCCGGAAGUGGUAUUCUCGCUGACUUUAAGUCUAAUUGCUUCUGCCUUGAUCCAUCGGGUAUCCACUACAACGUGUUUAAUAUUCUCUUUGAUUGCACUGUAUUAUAUGAAUAGAAUUUCUCAAGAAACAUAUGGUGUAUCUAUACAGACUACAGUGAUGCAAUCUAAGAAACGCAAGUGAAUGGAUAUAAGGAUAUUUACUUUAUUAUUUUAUUAUCAAUGUGUAUUCUAAUAUCAUACGUUCCACAUAAAGCUUCCAGUUUGUAAUAUAAUACCAGUUGUAAAUUGUUUGAUAUUACUUUGUCUAAGAUAUAAGUAUUUUGAGAUUUCUACUGAAAGCUAAACUUGUAAAUCAUGUUGCUUGCAUUUAUACAAAUAUAUAUAUAUAAAUUUGAAAGA